GCCAGCCCCAGCCAAGUACGUACUCCAUACAUAUACCUCGGCUCACUGCCUAAAGCUGCUCGCCUGCUCUGCUCUGCCUCGGCUCGCCAAGAAAUACAGAAACAGGGUAAGGGGAGGAGACUUGUCCUGUCACUUCCCGGCUCUCACUCUCGGCACGCGGCUGGGUUUCCUCCUCCUGAUCGAGCGGAGAACAGUGGCGGUGCCGGUGCUCAGCCGAGAGGUCAGCUCAGCGUCAGGAGCUCGGAGCAGUGGACUGAUUACCUCCCUCUCUCUUUCUCUCCGUGUGCGCGCACGAGGUGCUGCUCUCUCUUCUCCAUUAAUUCCUUUUUGGAAGUGAAGCGAUCCUCCCCGUGGGUCUGCUGCCCGGAGGCUGGAGCUAGAAGAAGGAGCGGGGUAGAUAGCUUGGCUUGCUCGCUCCCCUUUCUGCUUCCUUCCAGGUCUGCUUUGCCGCUCAUCUUCCAGUCCCAGCGGCCGUGGCGGCAUGGACGGCAAUGGGAGAUCGGCGGCGAGCCACAAGAAGCCUCUCGUCGCGGACAACGACCUGGUGGAGCUGCUGUGGCACAACGGGGCCGUCGUCGCGCAGCCGCAGACGCACCCGAGGCCGGCGCCCAGCGGCCUCGCCGGCGGUGGCGGGGAGACGGCCGCGUGGUUCCGGGACGACGUCGACGUGCUGGGAAACGACGUCUACGCGCAGCUCUGGAACAGCAUUGCGGUGGGCGCCGCCCCGGACGUCGCGUGCGCGGCGCUCCCGGGGCCCAGCUCCCACCCUCCCCCGCCGCCGCCGCCGAUGCGGAGCCGCAUCGCCUCCAGCUGGACCGGCGGGGACAUCGGCUCCACCUUCUGCGGCAGCAACCUGGUCCCGGAGGUGCCGGCGGGGGGCAGGGAGGAAGCGAGCGCCGCACCGCCGUCCGAGGGGACGCGCGGGGCGAGCACCCGCGACGGCGGCGCCGGCACCUCGUCGUCCGGCGGGUCCGGGAGCAACUUCGGGGGCUCCGGCCUGCCGAGCGAGAGCGGCGGCCGUGCCCACAAGAGGAAGGGGAGGGGCAAAGACGACUCCGAUAGCCGCAGCGAGGAUGUGGAGUGUGAGGCGACCGAGGAGACCAAAUCGUCGAGGCGACACGGGUCGAAGCGGAGGAGCAGAGCAGCUGAAGUUCAUAACCAGUCAGAGAGGAGACGAAGGGACCGGAUCAACGAAAAGAUGCGGUCACUUCAAGAACUCAUACCCCACUGCAACAAGGCUGACAAAGCAUCAAUAUUAGAUGAGGCGAUCGAGUACUUAAAGUCCCUCCAAAUGCAAGUUCAGAUCAUGUGGAUGACCACCGGGAUGGCGCCAAUGAUGUUUCCUGGUGCUCACCAGUUCAUGCCGCCGAUGGCCGUGGGCAUGAAUUCGGCAUGCAUGCCUGCGGCACAGGGUUUAAAUCAGAUGGCAAGAAUGCCAUACAUGAACCAUUCAUUGUCAAACCACAUCCCUAUGAACCCAUCUCCAGCAAUGAACCCUAUGUACAUUGCAAACCAGAUGCAAAACAUUCAGCUGAGAGAAGCAAGUAACCAUUUCCUUCACCCAGAUAGCGGGCUAGCAGCGGCACCUCAGGUAGCAGGACCAUAUGCUUAUACACCACAAGUAGCACCGAAAAGCCAGAUACCGGAAGUGCCGGAUUGUACUGUUGCGCCAAUUUCUGGGCCCGGACAACCACCUGCACCUGAUGGAAUUUAGAGUGACCUUGAACUAGGUAUGGACUGUGUCGACAACCUGCACAUGGGCCAUCCUUCUGGAAUUUUCUGAAAAUACCAACAUGAUGAGCAGAUAGUACCCAUAUUGCUGUUAUAUGUCUCGAUCAAUAUGCGUCUGGCAUAAAUACUAGAAGAAUUGUAAAUGCAGAUAACACUGUUCCCUCCCAUUUAUGUCAGAAAAGUAUAUCGUCAGUACGCGUCUAA
Molecule: messenger RNA, 1935 nt
Organism: Triticum aestivum (bread wheat)
Lineage: Eukaryota; Viridiplantae; Streptophyta; Magnoliopsida; Poales; Poaceae
Product: transcription factor PHYTOCHROME INTERACTING FACTOR-LIKE 13
Exons: 9
Coding region: 482-1714 (410 amino acids)
Biological process (GO): regulation of DNA-templated transcription
Molecular function (GO): DNA-binding transcription factor activity; protein dimerization activity
Source: RefSeq, a predicted model, not a curated record